Chlamydomonas reinhardtii is the source of this 2066-nucleotide messenger RNA. RefSeq lists its product as uncharacterized. The transcript is spliced from 16 exons. Lineage: Eukaryota; Viridiplantae; Chlorophyta; Chlorophyceae; Chlamydomonadales; Chlamydomonadaceae. The record is from RefSeq and is a predicted model, not a curated record. Gene Ontology annotation, molecular function: heme binding; iron ion binding; monooxygenase activity. The coding region runs from base 39 to 1745 and encodes 568 amino acids.
GACAACUCAAUAUCUACGGCCCAGGAACUACAGCCGCGAUGCCGGGCCUCGGCGCUCUGCUCGCGUUCAUCCAGACGCCGCUUGGAGCGGUCUGGCUUAUCUGCACGCUCGUGAUUACAUGGCUGGGCUGGUACCCGUUGAGGCGCUAUGCUUUCCGCAAGUUCCCAGGUCCCUUUGGCCUGCCCUUCCUGGGCAACUUGCCUCAGAUCGCCGCCAUGGACACCACAGCCUUCCUCACAUCCUCCGCGGUCAAGUACGGCCCCGUGUGCAAGGUGUGGUUCGGCACUCGGCCCUGGGUCCUCAUCAACGACCCCGAGCUCAUCAGGCGCCACUCGUUCCGCUGGCCCGCCCGGCCCGCCAACUUCGCCUCCUACUUCCACGUCAUGACGGGCGAGAACCGGGCCAUCGACCGGGCCGGUGUGGUGCUGGCGGAGGGCGAGGCGUGGCGCCGCACCCGGCGUGUGUUCGAGGCGUCCAUCAUCCACCCCGCCAGCCUGGCGGCGCACGUGCCCGCCAUGCUGCGCUGCCUGGGCCGCUUCACGGCGCGGCUGGACCGCCACGCCGGCAGCGCCCAGCCGCUGGACGUGGCGGCGGCGCUGGGGGACCUGAUGCUGGCGGCCAUGGGGCAGAUCGCGUACGGAGUUGAUUUCGGCUGUGAGGAGGGUGCCGACAGCAGCGCGAGCAACAGCAGCGGCGUGGCCGGAGAGCUGGUGGCGGCGCUGAGGGACCUGUUCGAGACCAUGCGAAUGGAGAACGCCACAGCCUACCUGCCGCUGCAGCUCAUGUUCCCCGCCCUGGAGCCGCUGUGGCUGUGGGCGGCGCACCAUAUGCCUGACGCCAAGCAGACCAAGGCCAUGCGCGCGCGCUCCAAGGUAGCGGAGGUGAGCCGGCUGUUGAUGGAGCAGUGGCAGGCCAACAAGGCGGCCGCAGUGGCGGCGGCCGCAAGCGGUGGUGCCGGCGGCGCUGACGGCGGCGACAGGGCGGGCGGGUUCAAGGAGGUGGGCGGCGGCAUCAGCUCCAGCAGCUUCAUGGCUGCCAUGAUGGAGGGCCGGCGGGGCGCGGUGGAGGACCGACUGAGCGACAUUGAGGUGAUCGGCCAGGGCUUCACCUUCCUGGCCGCGGGCUACGAGACCACCAGCGCCGCCACCUCGUUGGCGCUGUUCCUGCUGGCCACACACCCCGAGGCGGCGGCGAGGCUGGCGGCGGAGGUGGAUGCCGUGCUAGGCGGCGGCCGCGAGCUCACUGCGGAGCUGCUGGCGGAGAAGCUGCCUUACACCGAGGCUGUGAUCAAGGAGACGCUGCGGCUGCACCCGGGCAUCACGUUCCUGGUGCGGGAGGCCACCGAGGACGUCGACCUGGGCGCAGGCAGGGUAGUGCCUAGGGGCUCUACACUCUGCAUGGCAACGCACGCUGUGAUGCACGACCCCGACAUUUGGCCCGAGCCUGAGGCGUUCAGGCCCGAGCGCUUCCUGCCCGAGGGCAGCGCUGGAGGCGGCGGCAGCAGCAGCCUGUGGCCCACGGCUGGUGGCAACAACCCGCACGUGUGGGCGCCCUUCGGCAUGGGGACGCGCAUGUGCGUGGGCCACAAGCUGGCAAUGAUGGCCUCCAAGGCCACGCUGGUUUCGCUGUGCCAACGCUUCAGCUUCGCGCUGCACCCCAAGCAGCCGCUGCCGCUCAAGCUGAAGACGGGGCUCACGUACGGACCUGCGGACGGCGUUUGGAUGACCGUCACGCGGCGGGGUUGAAACCAGUUGGCCUGGUGUUGUCAGGGGAGGUGUAGUGGUGAUGGCAACUCGCGUGCGCUGUCCAUGUGGUGGUGUGGAUUGGUGAGGGUUGGCGGUGGUGCGCGACGCGGUAAAGGACGGGGCAUAUGACGCUGGAGCUGUUAGGAGCUGUUCGUGCGUGAGAAGGGGCGAGCCUACUCCUGGUGGUCUAAGACCAUAAAUACAUGAGAGGACUAGGGGGACGGACGGCGCUAUGUGCGAUUGUUCAUACAAAAGGCGGGCUCACACUGUGCGCAGACAAGGGAAGGACAUGAGGACGGAGCUGCGUUACUUGGAUCCAAG